GUAUCCAUUGAGACGUUCCGUGUUUGUAUCCAUUGAGGAGCUGCCGGGCGCCGAGGGUGCGCGGGGCCGAUUCAAAGGGACAUUGAUCACGUCGGGGGCGCGGAGCGGCGGCUGCGGCGGGGAAGGGGCCGGCGCUGCCGCGCAGCGGCGCGGAGCCAGAGCGGCGGCCGGCGCGCUGCCUUCGCGCCGAGCCGGGGAGCCCGAGCCCGUGGCACGUUAAUUGGAUUUCAUUCACUCGGGGUGGAGGAAAAGCCCAAGGGCUCGGGCUGGAGAGGCGAUUAGGCAGGUUCAUUCAGGGAUUCAUUGACAGAGUAGCGGAGAGCGGGCAGGCUGGCUGCGCGCACACACACGCACGGACACAGGCAAGCGCACGCACGGACACACAGACACACACACACGCCGGGACCGGGGCUGCUUCUCCCUCCCCGUGACUCCACCGCCGCCCGGCGCGGGGGAGGCGGCGCGGGGGGGCUGCGUGAUUCAUUUUCCUGGGGCGGAGGGAGAUAAGUUGUGCGGAGUUGGAGGGGCACAGCCGCUCGCCGAGCUAGCCGCAUGCCUCUGUGAGAGAGGGGCGCUUCCAGAGCACGCUCCGCUCCCCCCGUCCUUCCUCAUGCUAGAUACGUUCAGACCCGUCCCUUUCGCGUCGGAAAUGGCGAUUAGUAAAUCCGUGGCGUGGCUGAACGAGCAGCUGGAGAUGGGCAACGACAGGCUGCUGCUGAUGGACUGCCGGCCGCAGGAGUUGUACGAGUCGUCUCACAUCGAGUCGGCCAUCAACGUGGCCAUCCCCGGCAUCAUGCUGCGGCGGCUGCAGAAGGGCAACCUGCCGCUGCGCUCCCUGGUCGCCAGCAGCGAGGAGGACCGAGAGCGCUUCGCCCGCCGGUGCGGCACCGACACGGUGGUGCUCUAUGACGAGCACAGCCGCGACUGGAACGAGAACACGGGCGGCGAGUCCGUGCUGGGGCUGCUGCUCAAGCGCCUCAAAGACGAGGGCUGCAAGGCGUUUUAUCUGGAAGGUGGUUUCAGCAAGUUCCAGGCCGAGUUCGCCCUGCACUGUGAAACUAACCUAGACAGCUCGUGUAGCAGCAGCUCCCCUCCUCUGCCGGUCCUGGGCUUGGGAGGCCUCCGGAUCAGCUCCGAUUCCUCCUCAGACAUCGAGUCUGACAUUGACAGAGACCCCAAUAGUGCCACCGACUCCGAUGGCAGCCCUCUCUCCAACAACCAGCCUUCCUUCCCGGUGGAGAUUUUACCCUACCUCUACUUAGGCUGUGCCAAGGACUCCACUAACCUGGACGUUUUAGAAGAGUUUGGCAUUAAAUACAUCUUGAAUGUUACCCCCAACCUGCCUAAUCUCUUUGAAAAUGCCGGCGAGUUUAAGUACAAGCAGAUCCCGAUCUCUGACCACUGGAGCCAAAACCUGUCUCAGUUCUUCCCCGAGGCCAUCUCCUUCAUAGACGAAGCUCGGGGGAAGAACUGUGGGGUCCUGGUGCAUUGCUUAGCAGGGAUCAGCCGCUCGGUCACGGUGACCGUGGCCUACCUCAUGCAGAAGCUCAACCUGUCCAUGAACGAUGCUUACGAUAUUGUCAAGAUGAAGAAAUCCAACAUUUCACCCAACUUCAACUUCAUGGGCCAGCUGCUGGACUUCGAGCGAACUCUGGGGCUGAGCAGCCCCUGCGACAACCGGGUGCCGACCCAGCAGCUCUACUUCACCACCCCUUCCAACCAGAACGUCUUCCAGGUGGACUCCCUGCAGUCCACGUGAGCUCCCGUGGCCUCCCUCGCUCCUCACGGGAUCAUUCCUCAGUGGUUUCUCUUUGGCAGUGGUAAAGCAAACGCAGCUUUCUCUUUUUCUGGUCUCUGGUGUCAAAAGGCAGCUGCCGAGGCUGGCUAGAAAAGGUUACACAGUGCGAGCUCGGCUAUUGCGAAGGGAGGGAAGGUGGCGAGAUCCCUGGGAAGGAAGGCAGUGCGCAGGCAGCAGGGGGGCAGCGCACCCGCGGGGCGCGCAGUUGUGCCCGCGGUUGUGCCCGCUCCCGCGGUGGCUCGGAUCUGAGGAUGUCCAAGGGGGUUCGGGUGAGACUGGACAGACUGAGCACGUGUUCUCUAGUGACUGGAACGAUACUGCUUCCUUCUCUGCUUUUGGAUCUAUGACAUACGUUUUUGUCUUCAGUGAAGACUCUCUGUUUUUUUUGUUUUGUUCUGUUUUAAUUUAGAGGAGCCAAAGAAAGAGAUUUCAGCUUAGUGUAUUUGGAGUACUUGUUUGCCAGGAGCUCAGUAGUAUUCUACUUGAUCAAUGUAAAUAUUUAAUCUUAAAUCAAUCUGCAUUUUUUUUUAAUUCACGUGUAUUUCAGAAGUCAGUCCAAAGGACAUCUACACUUUUGUUCUCUUCAUAAAUUCUGCUUUUUUUUUUUUUUAAUUGCAAAGAAUAUAUUUGCAGCAUGCUUGAUUUUAUUGUUCAACUGAAGCAAACUUUCCAUGGGGAAGAAAUGGCAAUGGAGAGAGGUUUGCAAAUCAUGUUUUGUGAGCAAGUACAGUCUCUUAUUUCAUAUAUUUUUCUUUUCCUUGUGGUGAUUUUUUUUUUUCUUACACUUUUGAUGUAGUUUCACAUGAGAUAUAUAUAUAUAUUUUUAAAUUAAAUUAAUUUUUGCCUUACCUUUUUGUAAAUAGAUCAUCUGGGAGGAGAUUUGUCUUUGAAUGAGAAAGAUUUUUGAUCACUUUUUAAAACUUUCAGAUGUGCUAAACAGUGCAUUACCUCUGUACAAAUUCUUCAGGGAGCUUCACCUCAAAUGCAAUAUUUUGUGUCUUUUUUUCUUUUUUUUUUUGGUAUAAAACUGGAAGUAUGUGCGAGCAUUUGUACCUGUGUGUGCGCACAGUGAACCUGCACAUGGUUGCCAAUAAGGGAGAGUCUAAUUCAUGGUGUAAAAGUUUUAAGAUGGAAUUUAUUAUUAGAAUGUAAAACCUUAAAUUAUUAAUAAAUAAAUAACUAUUUUUGGCUAUUGACAA
This is a messenger RNA of Dromaius novaehollandiae (emu), 2997 nucleotides long. RefSeq names its product dual specificity phosphatase 6 (gene DUSP6). Gene Ontology annotation, biological process: negative regulation of ERK1 and ERK2 cascade; positive regulation of apoptotic process; regulation of heart growth. Lineage: Eukaryota; Metazoa; Chordata; Aves; Casuariiformes; Dromaiidae. Bases 611 to 1759 code for a protein of 382 amino acids. The transcript has 3 exons. Gene Ontology annotation, cellular component: cytosol; cytoplasm. The record is from RefSeq and is a predicted model, not a curated record. Gene Ontology annotation, molecular function: MAP kinase tyrosine/serine/threonine phosphatase activity; MAP kinase tyrosine phosphatase activity; protein tyrosine/threonine phosphatase activity.